Molecule: messenger RNA, 4139 nt
Organism: Oryza sativa Japonica Group (Japanese rice)
Lineage: Eukaryota; Viridiplantae; Streptophyta; Magnoliopsida; Poales; Poaceae
Product: putative disease resistance protein RGA4
Biological process (GO): defense response to other organism
Molecular function (GO): ADP binding; protein binding
Source: RefSeq, a predicted model, not a curated record
ACACGUACGCGCGUGAGGCUAGCUAUCUACACCCACACUGCCGUGCUGAUCGAUCAGGCCUCCCAGUUCAUCAACUAGCUAGCUAUGGCCAUCGUCCUGGAUGCCUUCGCGUCCUACGUCGGCGACCUGCUCAAGCAGGUGGCCCAGGACGAGCUCACCCUCCUGCUCGGCGUCUCCAGCGAGAUCGCCAGCCUCCACGAAAGGCUCAACAGCCUCAAGGACUACCUCGCCGACGCCGAGCGCCGCCGCAUCACCGACCAGAGCGUCCAGGGCUGGGUCAGGAAGCUCAAGGACGUCAUGUACGACGUCACCGACAUCCUCGACCUUUGCCACCUCAAGGCCAUGCAGCGUGGCGGCGUCGGCUCAUCCGCACCUCCCGUCAACAUCAGCUGCCUGGACUCGCUGCUCUUCUGUCUCCGCAAUCCGCUCUUCGCCCACGACAUUGGUAGCCGCAUCAAGGCGCUCAACGCCAGGCUCGACGCCAUCUGCAAGAGCGCCGCCGCCUUCAGCUUCCUCAAGCUGGAGGCCUACGAGGACAUGGCGGCGCCUCGCCGACCUAGUGCCGCCGACCGCAAGACGGACCCGGUGCUGGAGCGGUCGGCUGUGGUCGGAGAGAAGAUCGAGGAGGAUACCAGGACACUGGUGAAGAUGCUCACCAACGGCAAGAACAAGAAGCAGAAUGCAGUGGUGGUGGUCGCCGUGGUGGGCACCGGCGGGAUCGGCAAGACGACGCUGGCGAAAAAGGUGUUCAAUGACGAGGCCAUCAAGGAAGCGUUCGACAAAAAGAUAUGGUUGAGCGUGACACAAGACGUGAACGAGGUGGAGCUCCUUAGGAUGGCCAUUAGGUCCGUCUCUGUCGGCGGUGCCAGCGAUGGUCGAGAGAGCAACAAGUCACUGCUGGUGCCCACACUCGUGGACGCCAUCAGGGACAAGAGGUUCUUCCUGGUGCUCGACGACGUGUGGAGCGACAGAGCAUGGAGCGGCCUGCUCAAGGUGCCCUUCAGCCAUGGCGCCGCCGGCAGUCGUGUCCUCGUCACCACCCGCCAUGACGCCGUCGCCCGGGGUAUGCAAGCCAUGCACCCCUUCCACCACGUCGACAAACUGUGCCCUCCAGAUGCAUGGUCACUGCUCAAGAAACAGGUAGUUUCAAGUGAGAUGGAGGACGUUGAGAUUGAUGAGACGCUCAAGGACAUCGGAAUGGAGAUAAUAGACAAAUGUGGUGGAUUGCCUCUUGCUGUCAAAGUAAUGGGGGGACUCUUGUGCCAAAAGGAGAGACGGCGAGCAGAUUGGGAGAAAAUUUUGCAUGAUUCUAUAUGGUCAGUACCUCAAAUGCCUGAUGAGCUAAACUAUACUAUAUACUUGAGCUAUCAAGAUUUGCACCCUUGUCUGAAGCAGUGCUUUCUGCACUACUCCCUCCUCCCCAAAAAUGUGGAUUUCUUCAUUGACACAGUUACUAGCAUGUGGAUAAGUGAAGGAUUUCUUCAUGGGGAAACUGAUGAUUUAGAACAAUUAGGAGAAGAGUGCUAUAAAGAGUUAAUUUACAGAAACUUAAUAGAGCCAAAUGCGGAGUACGCUGGAGAAUGGGUUAGCACCAUGCAUGAUGUUGUUCGCUCAUUUGCUCAACAUCUGGCUAGAGAUGAAGCACUUGUAAUUUCAUCUAGAGAUGAAAUAGGCAGGGGUGCACUUAAAUCACAUAAAUUUCUCAGGUUGUCUAUAGAAACAGAUGAUUUGCAACCGAAUGAUGAAUUUGGGUGGAAAAUUAUACAAGGGCAAAAAUCACUUAGAACACUAAUACUAGUUGGUGAGCUUAAGAUUAACCCAGGGGAUUCAUUGAUUACUCUUUCAAGCCUAAGGACUCUACACAUAGAAAAUGCCAACUGUACUUCCACAUUGGUUGAAUCAUUGCAUCAACUCAAACACUUGAGGUACAUCUCCCUAAAAUGUGGUGACAUAACUAGAUUGCCAGAAAACAUUGGCAAGAUGAGAUUCUUGCAGUACCUUGGCCUUGUAUGUGAGAAUUUGGACAGGCUUCCUAAUAGCAUUGUAAAGCUAGGACAAUUGAGGUAUCUUGACCUUAGUGGCACAAGUAUAACUAGUAUACCUCGAGGGUUUUGUGGCCUAACAAGCUUGAGGACUUUAUAUGGUUUUCCAACCCAAGUAGAUGGUGAUUAGUGUAGCUUGCAAGAGCUGGGGCCUCUUGCUCAGCUCUGGGUUCUUGGACUAAGUAACCUAGAGAAUGUACCUGCUAUCUCGUUCGCUGCAAAGGCUAGGCUUGGUGAGAAGGCCCACCUUAGCUACUUGAUGUUAGAAUGUAGUAGUAGACUUGGUGAAGAUGGUUUUGUACAAGACGAGAAUGGUGUCCCCACGGAAGAGCAGCGGCAAAUCGAGGAGGUGUUCAAUGCGCUUACCCCGCCACUGUGCAUAGAGAGCAUUGAGAUUAGUGGCCAUUUUGGAGAGCAGCUACCAAGGUGGAUGAUGUCAAGAGUAGCAGGUGCAUAUGAGAGGUUGUCGAUGGUGAUCAUGGAUGACCUCGCUUGCUGCAACCAACUCCCAGAUGGCCUCUGCCGACUUCCGUCUCUGUAUUACUUUCAGCUCACCCAUGCCCCUGCAACCAAGCGUGUUGGCCCUGAAUUCCUAACUAUACUACCAUCAUCGAGCCAACUCCGCCAAGCUCAUGCCUUCCCGAGGCUGAAGAGGAUGAAUCUGAUAGGCAUGGUGGAGUGGGAGGAGUGGGAGUGGGAUCAACAACUAAAUAGUGUGCAUGCAAUGCCUGCAUUGGAGGAGCUUGUGAUCGAAAACUGCAAGCUGAGACGCCUUCCUCCUGGCCUUUCCUCACAAGCAACGGCCUUGACAAGCUUGUACCUACGUAACAUCCAACAACUCAAUUCUGUGGAGAGCUUUGCUUCUCUUGUCAAGCUUGAGGUGUAUGAUAACCCCAACCUGGAGAGUAUCACUUCCCUCAACAAGUUACAGAAGCUCGUCAUUGACGGCUGCCUGAAGAUGAGGAUAUUGGAGGGGGUUCCUGAGCUGCUGAGGCUAGAGCUCAAGGACUUAGAUAUGGAAGAGCUUCCAGGAUACCUGCUGCAGAGUGUGAGUCCUAGGCAUCUGGUGCUAGACUGCAGCUUGGAGAUGCUCACAGCCAUAUCAACAGGAGAAUCCGGUCCUGAGUGGAGCAAGUUGAGCCGUGUCCAGCAUGUGAAGGCCUAUGCUGACCAAGGAGACAAUGAACGGAGGUGGCAUGUGUUGUACACGAGAGAUCCCUAUAGAUUCGAGACAAAUAUUGGGAUCAGCUCUUCUUCUAGUUCUGGAGAAUCAGGGGAUGAUGAGGAAUAGUACAAAAAUACUUUGAGAGCUCACAACGACAAGGAGCUAGCCUCACUACCUAUCAAGAACAAUUGUAGUUCAAACUUGUGGGCAAAACAAAACUAUAUCAAAAGAUCAGAGGUCAACCAAAUCUUGAGAGAAGUACGCAGGUAACACAAAGGGGCUCAUCAGAUACCAAAGCUUUUUCAUUGUUAUACUGUCAUCAAUUUGGAAUGUCUUUAAUUAACUACAUUGAACAUAGGAAAGGGUAGUAAAUUAACAAGCCAUGGGCAUGUGACAUAGAGUGUCAUUCAAUAAUUCGAGAUAAUAAUGCUCCAACAAAAAGGUGGGUUUUUCAGGCUUCCAACUGAAGAUUUUCAUAAUGGAGUCACACAUCCAUGAGUCACUGAUUGGAUUCAAGAGAUUUUUUUUGCUAUCUCCUUGAAGACCUCAUCCAUGUCAAGCUUCUUCAUCACCUUGAAAGGUCAUGGCAUGUUCUGCACACAAAUUGGAGUGUGUUCAAUCAAAAACAAAAUCAUGAUGUGCCCUAAUUCCUAGAAGUAUUGUAAUCAUUACAUAGAAUGGUAUCUCAAAGAAAUUGUCCAAAUAAACAUUAUUGUGGAGUACUAGAUUCGUUGUAAGGCAAAUUGGUUAUUUCCGACAAGUCUAGUUAGAAGAAUGUUGUAAUUAGAGGAAAAUACAACUUUUUUAUUACCUAAAUUAUUGAGGGCCAAAAUGUGCUAGUGAUGGUUUUCUGCCAAAAUGUGCUAGUGAUGGUUUUCUAUUAUGUUGUUGCCUUGGAUGUUGUUUAGCUAUUGCCGUAAGUGUCAAUUUAG